Molecule: messenger RNA, 1114 nt
Organism: Hypanus sabinus (Atlantic stingray)
Lineage: Eukaryota; Metazoa; Chordata; Chondrichthyes; Myliobatiformes; Dasyatidae
Product: receptor activity-modifying protein 2-like
Exons: 5
Coding region: 37-618 (193 amino acids)
Biological process (GO): intracellular protein transport; regulation of G protein-coupled receptor signaling pathway; cellular response to hormone stimulus
Cellular component (GO): signaling receptor complex; membrane; cell surface
Molecular function (GO): coreceptor activity
Source: RefSeq, a predicted model, not a curated record
UCGACCCCACAGUCGGUGACGGGAGCGUCUGCGAGCAUGUUGACCCGUGCCUGCUUCUUACUGACCCUGGCGUCUCUCUCAGUUACUGUUUCUGGAGAUGUGUGCCCACAGAGAGAGAAUAUCGGGGUUGCAGGUGGUGACCCUAACCCUAACCCUGCUGGCGGCGGCAAUGAGACCCUCCUGCAGCAGAAUGGAACGGGGAUGUCUAACUCCGACCUCGAUCCGUCAUUCUUCACAGGAAGUUUAGAGCUACAGCUGCUCUUCGCAACCAGGAAAUGGUGCAGGAACGCUUUCGAUGAAAAGAUGAGGCAAAUUGGACCCCAGCAGUGGUGCAACUGGACAGCGGUGGCCAGACCCUACAGUGACCUGACCCACUGCACCGAGCGAUUGUUGGAACAUAUCGGCCUUUACUGGCCGAAUGAAUUUGGCGAGUCGAUGUUCGUCGAGGUCCAUCACUAUUUCUUCCAUUCCUGCCUGAGGGAGUUUGCGCCGCUGCUGUCUGACCCUCCGUACGUCACCGUGCUGGGUCUGACCCUGGCGCCCAUCGGGAUCAUUCCCAUCAUCGUCACCCUGGUUGUCUGGUGCAGCAAGAUCAAUGAGAGCCACGUCAAGAAAUAGGACCCCCCCCCCAUCCUUCACCUUCGCAGAACAUUGAUCCUCUUGUCCCUCAACGUUUGCCCCCCCACCCUUCACAGAAUAUUGAUCCUCUCGUCCCACAACGUUUGCCCCCCCCACCCUUCACAGAACAUUGGUCCUCUUGCCCCACAACGUUUGCCCCCCCACCCUUCACAGAAUAUUGAUCCUCUCGUUCCACAACGUUUGCCCCCCCACCCUUCACAGAAUAUUGAUCCUCUCGUCCCACAACGUUUGCCCCCCCCCACCCUUCACAGAAUAUUGAUCCUCUCGUCCCACAACGUUUGCCCCCCCACCCUUCACAGAAUAUUGAUCCUCUCGUUCCACAACGUUUGCCCCCCCCCACCCUUCACAGAAUAUUGAUCCUCUCGUCCCACAACGUUUGCCCCCCCCCACCCUUCACAGAAUAUUGAUCCUCUCGUCCCACAACGUUUGCCCCCCCCCACCCCACCCUUUGCUUUGAGUUAACCUUCCACCUGCC